Cygnus olor (mute swan) is the source of this 12909-nucleotide messenger RNA. It is a transcript of the gene CCDC186, whose product is annotated as coiled-coil domain containing 186. The record is from RefSeq and is a predicted model, not a curated record. The transcript has 17 exons. Gene Ontology annotation, molecular function: small GTPase binding. The coding region runs from base 6374 to 9130 and encodes 918 amino acids. Gene Ontology annotation, biological process: vesicle cytoskeletal trafficking. Gene Ontology annotation, cellular component: trans-Golgi network. Lineage: Eukaryota; Metazoa; Chordata; Aves; Anseriformes; Anatidae.
CUAGAGAGUAUUUGUGUAUAUGCACGCUUCCCCUCCCUGCUCUCCAAGCGCUUGCAUCAAUGCAGGUCUUUGUGUGAGCUGAGUCGGGAACUGUGUUGAGUUAUGUCUGGGCUGGAGAGCUCUGUGUCCCAGCACGCAGCCAGCUUUACCUCUUCUACGUGUCCUGUCUGCGCUGUAGCCCUCCAGCUUUUCCAUGCAGACGGAGCCACGUGUCGAUACAUCUUCCCUCUCAGCAGCACUGGCUGAUGCUCCGUAAGUCCUUUACCGUUUGUCUAGUAUAGAGCUAUAUCCAGUCUUUGGUCUAGGGUCAAAAUGAGUUAAUGUUGGGAGAGCUGGUAUAGGUGGGACUCGGGUGGUUUUCUUCUGUUUCCUACACGUGCCAUCUAAAUACAAGAAGGCCAUCGGUGUACAAGGCCUCAUGGCCUUCCCCUCUCUGUUUUGUGUGGCAUGCAGGCAGUAGUUAGGAACUAAAUCUCCUCUGAAGCUGUUCUUGGCUGAAAUCUUUGAUCUGUCCCUCUACAUAGCAGCUAUACAGUAGAGAUACUUCUCAUAUCUGGUCACGUAAACAAGAAUUUAUUUCAGUGAAUCCUCUUUUCCUUAUAUUUUCCAACUGAAAACAGAAUUAUCUCGUGGAGUUGAAUUUCCCUCUUUUGCAGUGUUACCUGGUGAUGCACUGUUUAGACUGGGAAAGCGAUUUGAGGUGGAGCUCUUGUGAAAGAUGCCAUGCCCAGUACAGGUACGCUGGGUGCUAACUGGAAACAACAGGGAAGUGGGCUUUGCCGGUCAGUGUCAUGAGCAGUAGACAGUAGCUGAAGAUAUUUGCUUUAGGAAAAUAAUUAAACAAAAUAACCUCAUACUUGACGUGUUGGACAAAGGUAGGUUUGGUCUGUUCAGAUUAGUCUAGGUGAAGGUAUUAUUAGGAUUACACUUCAGCUGCCUGCUAACACAAGCUGUAAGAUUUUUCUUCCAUUUUAUUUUUAGUCAUACUGUCACGUAAAACUUUUAACAAGAGUUCUUGUGAUGACAGGUUGGCACUCACUUAGUCCUGACUAAUUAUCCCAAAUUAAAUGAUUGUUGUCUAGUAGAGAUGCGAAAAGUUCUUGAAGAGUUGCAGUGUAGCUUUUAAAAUGAGCAACGCUACUAUACGAAGGGAGAAAAUUGUCCUACCCCAGCAUCAGUUGUUUCCUUAGCGGUCUGCUUGGAGAUUCAUUCUGUAUAUGAGAGCGCACGAGCUGCCCUACGGCUUCGUUUCUUACCCAAAUGUAAUAGAUCAGAAAUUAAACCCAAAUUAAAAUGAAAUAGCAGUUUCUGGGAUUCUGAGAGUUGUCUGGUUGCUAAUGGUGACUUUAAUGUCUUUGUUUUAGGGUAACCUGGUUAAAGAAAGUAGUGCUUAUUAUUCUGUUGUGAUAGAGAAUAGGGAGGUGUCCCUGCCCAUGGCAGGGGGUUGGAACUGGAUUGUGUUUAAGGUCCUGUCCAAUUCAAGCCAGUCUCUGGUUCUGAGCUAAAUGAAGUUUCUCUUUAGUUUACCAUGAGUGUAGAAACUAGAAGUGAGGUGGAAGGCUAGUGAGAAUUGCAGGGCAUCUGAAGAGACUGCUGCUUAAAGCCGUUUACUUAGAUUUUCUGUUGAGUCUCCGGGGGGUGUUACUUUGGGAUGGUGCCAUCUUGAAAAGCAAGAUAAAUAAUAACAGCAGCUAUUUUGUAAGCUCUUGGUCCAGAACAGAGUUUAAGGACGGAUCAGGAGGCAAGGAUCUCUAAUCCCAGUGCAGAGAGCUGCUCUGGAGCAGUUCCAAGGGGCCUGUCCUGUAGGUAGGGGUUUUCUCUAAAGGCGCUGUGUAGAGGUGCGCAGUGUUUCUGUAGCUAGUUUGCAGUACGGGCUGCAGUUUCAGCGUGACCAUAUGAAUACCUCUGGAACGUGGGCUGCUUGUGUUGGUGUCACCGGGUGUUUCAGCUCUUUAUGUUUGCCUGGUCAUGGUGCUUAGGACCCCACUGCCUGGGGGUGUCAGCUGCCCAUGAGCCGUGGAGCGCUUCGUCACUUCUUUCCUUGUCCCACGCCCACUCUGAAACGCAUCGUGCCGCUACUGCAGCUUUAGUCAUUAGACUUCAGUCCACUGCUUGUAGGAAAUUUGAGUACUCUGCUGUGACAGAUAAGAAAGAGGAAAGAGGAUGGCUUUGUAAGUUACGCUGUAAUUUAAAAAUAAGCUUGUCUCGGAUUCUAUAAAGCCUAUCUGGAUGCUUUUCACAUUUCCAGAGGUGAAGAGCACAUGUGGUGUUAGCUGCUGAUGUGAGAGCUGUGGUUCCCUGGGUUUGUGGAUUGCAUCCCUGCCUUCUUGGUGGAAAGGAGAUGGUGCUCUCUUCGCCAGAGGCUCUGCUCCAAGGUCUCGUAGCACAGCUAUGAGGGGAGAACAUCUAUGCAAAGCUGAUGCGAACCCUUCGUUGUCGGAAGGAACUGACAUAAGUGGCUGCAACUGACCACUACGUUGUUUAAUGCUGACUGUGUCUGGUGUUCAGUGAACUACGUUUAUGGUGUUAACUUCUUGCUAACAGAACGUUUACUCCUUUCACUCCGAGGCACGUAUCUCAAUACUCUUUACUGCUUCUCAAAAUCCACUCAGGUUUGAGCAAGUCUUUGUUAUUAUGCACACACUCGUGAAGCAUUAGUCCGUUUCUUUCCUUCCUUGUCCAGCUUUUCUACUGUAUAGCUAAGCUUGGCAGCUUAAAUAUAUUCUUUUUCUGUUACAGCAGUGAUUUUUGUCACCUGGGACUGACCUGAACAGCCAGCCCAUGUCCUGGCAGUGCCAUGCUUCUGUCACUCUUUACUCUGUUUUGGUAAAAGCCCAAAUGGGAUAGUUACUUGGUGACAAGAUGCACGUUUUCUUUUUUUCCCAUACUGUCAGUGAUUUUUUCUCAACAGUCUAGCUUCAGAAAAUGCUUCCUAUACUUCUGUCAUUUAAUGAGUCAUUAGAUGUGUUUUGAAAUUGCCUGAAGCCUCUUUGUUCUUCUCCGCUGUUUACAGCGUACGUGAGGCAUGGUUCAAACUCUCUGCUUCGUGAAAUUGAACGCUGGCAUUAACGGUGCAUCUGCUUAGGAAGUCUUUGUAGUCCAGGAUUUAAAAGGAUCAUGUUUGUGUUCCGUAAGAUUGAAAAGGCAGGCGGUUUGAAAUGGCAUGAUAUUGAAUUAAAAUGUACCAGAUUCUCAAGGCGUGCCCCUAAUAACAGGAUAGGGGAGGGUUGUGGUCCUGCUGAGAGCUGUGCAGGCAGCGGGAAGCACACAGGGAAUUGCUUUCGUCAUGAAUUAACUUCUGGUGGCUGGAAAUUAGCAGUGUUGGAACGGGGCUGAAGAUUUCUGAGUGAUACAGUGGAUAGCCUGAUGGACGGCUGAAUGUGUCAAGAGCAUCGUAAAAAGUAGGGUGUAUGGUCUUUUCAGCAGAGAAAAAGGGAGGAUUGAGUGUUGGAGAAACUGCUCUUUUUUUGUGCUCAGUGACUGGCCUCUGAAAUGAGAAUUUAUUGUUAAAGCACGUAUGGGAAUGAAGGACUGCUGCCGGUUUUCCUCCCUCUGCCUUCCGCCUGUAUUGCUGCAUCUUCUUUCACUUUUGCAUUGGCAAUAGGUAGAAAGGCAAAAGAAGAGCAGAGAGCAGGAGGGAGAAAAGCUGCAAGUUUGAGAUGAAUGUGAUAGGUCUUAGCUCUCUGCUAAUACAGAAAACUUCUUAAAUUUUCAGAGUUCUUCUAGUGAAGGUGAAUAGAGGAGUUAGUCUGGUGGUUCAGUGUAGGUAUUGUUUGAAAUACUUUUAUUUGGAAUCCUGUAUCUCGAGCUGUACCUGCAGAAGCUAUCCGUUGCUGGCUUGUGUUCUGCCACCCGGGCGUUUAUCGUCAUCUCUUAGUGUAUUUGGAAGAGUGAUCCUAAAACAACAGUAAUUAAAUUUAUUUUUGUUACUGCGCAUGAAAAUUAAUUCUCAGUUCUUCAGAACGUGGAGCAGUAUUAAAAUCAGCAUUUGAGUUGGAAGAGAUCUUAAAAGAGGUGAUGUGUCUUCUAACUGCUAAUUGGCUUCUUAUCGCUGCAGGUAACUGCUACGGUUGUAGUCCAGGAACUAAAUAUUAAUGUCUGAUCACUGCUUUCUUAAAUAGUUAUUUAAUGUGGACUAGUAAAUCUUGCGUUAAUGAACAGUCAAAUUACUGUUCAGAGAUGAUAUCACUGGCUUUUCUGGUAGUUCUAUUUUCAUUUCCCUGUAAAAAUACCAUAAUAAACAGGUACCUUACUACCCUAAUACGUUGUCACAGCAAGAGUAUAGUACCAUAAUUAGACUUUUUUUAUUCCAGAAAUCCAGCUAAUGUGCUGUAGCGUGGUAUUUACUCGUCUUGCGAGAAUGAGAGCAAAUCUUGCGUGAGAAGGAGUUGCUUGACUUGUCCACUUAGCAGGUGGAUUUCAUAGGACGAGUUAAGACCUUGAUCUUACUGGCUGGUACUUUACAGAUCAGGUCUGUACUGUUACGGUAGCUAAAUAUUAAACAUUAUUUGACUUAAUUUUUAAGUCACUUUAAACCUUGAGAUAGGCUACUUGCAGACAAUAGAACGUAAAUGGAUGUAACCCAAAUAAAUUCCAGCAACCUGUACAUUUUUUCCUUUGCAAGUUUUACCUUUUGCAUGCAUUAAUUCUGCAAGCAUUUCUGUGUGCUCUUACCUCUUAUCUACGGAUAGCCCCUGAGGCCAGGGCUUAACAACAUGUUAGGGUGCUUGCUGCUGAAGGUAGCCACAAGGAAUAUAUAUAUAUUUUUUUUGUAUUUUACAGGAUCAUGUAGCAAGGUUUUUGAUGUGCCCCCCGGAUCAAUACCUGUCUUGUAUCAGGUGCUUAGCUGAAGGGCUCGAGUGACUGUCACCUCUGUUCGUGUUUCUGCCGUUUGAUUAGCGGUUAGAGAGGAUGCUUCUGUUCUGGUCCAAAGGCAGUGAAUGAAAAAACUGCUGCUGGUUUUCUGAGUCUUUGCUUUCUUUCGUGUAUGUGUCUGUGAGACACUCCCUUAAAAAGUUGUGCUGGCCGUUCACUGUACCUGCAGGCCCUCAAAAUCUUCCGGAGUUUGAUUCCCGUCAGUUUUGCAGCAGCAAUUCGGCAGACAAGCACGUUUAAGUCACAGCAGUAGGAGAAGGCUGCAAAGCGUGGCCCUGCCACAGCAGCAGAAGCCUUACAGCCUGGCUGCAGGAAGCCUUCCCCGCACCGUGCCAGCGCCCGGCAGUCUCACAAGGUACCUGGGGGUGCUGGGGGUGCGAGGCAGGCACGCUGGGGCUGAGCUACCCUCCCUGUGCUCACCUGACAGUUCCUACCCUGGGCGUCUCAGCGUGCCCAGGCGCUGCAGGUGGGCUGCUGCGUGAGCCAGGUCCCGUGCGGAAGGGCUGGAGAAGCCUCAGGUGGGUUUUGGGACCGAGUGACCGGCUGAGGGUGUAGGGGGACGCAGGAGGACGCCGGUGCUCCCCUGGCAGCACUUUGCUUUCUGCUGCCCCGCUGUGUGCAGACUUGCCCUGGUAGGGCUGGCGUGUAAGGAAGUGGUACCACAACUUCAUUAUUUCCCCGACUUUUGGAAGAGUCAUUUAGGGUAGGGAGGGUGACAGAAGGCGUAGAUGGAACCUGGAAAAACAUCGAGCUGCUGUCAAGUGUGUAUCAGGCGUGUUUGGGACCUGCUGUAUUUGUAUGCUUGAUGUGAAAGAAGCGAAUAUUAUCAUAUUUCGUUUCAACCAGCUGGGGCUAGGCUGGCAGCGUUGAUCUCUUUAAGCUACUUUCACACACACAGUUUUGCUUACCAAGCAGGAGCCUUUUCUUUGCUAUUACUGCAGUUUUCUGUCUCUGGCCUUACAAACGAGGUAUCUGCUCUAUUUAGUUGCCUGGGGUAGACGUGACAAACUUUGGAUAUGCCAGAGACACGUUUGAAUAUCAAGGUGAAUUUGCAUUGACAGCUACCCCGCAUGAUUUCUUUGGCUGGAUAUUUCUGAAGAUAAAAUUCUGAUCCUAGGGUAAGAUCUUGUUUCUAUUUUAAAAAUAGUAAUAGGAAUGUGAAAACCAGUACUGUGCGGUGGCAGCAGGAGGAAAGAAAACAUCUGUUCAGGGCAGGAACAGGUUUGGAUCGAUUUGGGCAGACAGAUGUAGAAUUGAAUAUAUUGGAAUCGGGCUGGGAACAUUCUUAAUGUAGGGAAUUCCAUUCUGGGCACCACUGAAAUGCAGAGCAAGUCUGCAGGGAACACCGAAUCCUCAGAAUUUACUCUUAAGCUUUACCAGAUUUGUACAGUCACUUCAAACUCCCCAUGCGUUUGAUACAAAACCUACACUUCAUGGCUGAUAGCAUCUGCUGAGUGUGUGGAUUGGAAGCUGCCCGUGACAAGAUACUAGGAGGAAAAUGAUGGAGGAAUAUGUACCAGAAACGCAAGGCACGCCGGAGCCAGUCAACCUGUCGGGCAACGCCUCUUCGAGGUGCCCAGAUACCAGGAGGGCUGACGAAACACCUGGAGCGAAGGACUGUUCAAACGUCGCUUGUGCUGGAGCUGGAGCUGGCGUCCUGGAAAUGGAAUCGAGGUUGUUGCCCUCAGACCAGGAUCCGCCAGCCACUGACCUGAGCGGCGGCGGGGGCCUGGCGGAAAGACAGGAGCAGCAGUCUGCGCUUGACGACAGCGGAGGGGCGGACUGCGGUGCCAGUACCUGCUCUGAAAGUAGGGUCGAGGGCUCCACGAAGCCAGGGCGUUUAUCUAGCGAAGAAUUUGAACAAGAUCCAAAAACUAAUCAGGCCGAACAAUCGUUAAUGGAAAUACUGCAGGAGCUAAGGGAGGAAUCUGACUUUGUGAAAAAAUCUAGUGACAAAAUCUACUCAGAAAGCCCUUACGACACAGACUGCACAAAGAAGCUUAUUUCCACCAUGCAUCAGACUUCCUCACAGGAUGAUUUGCUGAAGGAAAUAGAGUCUGAACUCUUAUCUACAGACUUUUCCAAAGAACACAAAUGUCCAAACGGUGUGAGGAAAGGUGAACGUGCCUUGGCGGUGUUUGAAAAAUGCGUGCAAGAUAAAUACCUGGAGCAGGAGCAAACUAUAAAAAAAUUGAUUAAAGAAAAUAAAAAACAUCAAGAACUGAUUUUGGACAUUUGCUCAGAAAAGGACAGCUUAAAAGAUGAACUGAAAAAGCGAACAGAAACAGAAAAGCAGCACCUCAACAUCAUUAAACAGCUAGAAGCAAGAAUAGAAGAGCUUAUUAAAGAAGUGAAAGCUGGUAAAGACAAACUUUUAACUCAAGAUGCAGCAGCCAAAAAUGCUAUUCAACAGUUGCAUAAAGAGAUGGCCUAUCGAAUGGAACAGGCAAAUAAGAAAUGUGAAGAAGCACGCCAUGAAAAGGAAACAAUGGUGAUGAAAUAUGUCCGAGGAGAAAAGGAGUCUCUUGACCUCCGAAAGGAAAAGGAGAUACUUGAGAGAAGAGUGAGAGAUGCAAACAAAGAAAUUGAAAAGCAUGCUAAUAAAAUCAAACAGCUUUCUCAGGAAAAAGGAAGAUUACACCAGCUCUAUGAAACUAAGGAUGCUGAAGCCACUCGACUCAACAAAGAAAUAGAAAAACUGAAAGAAGAAAUCAAUUCUCAUGUUAUCAAAGUGAAAUGGGCUCAGAACAAAUUGAAAACUGAAAUGGAUUCGCACAGGGAAUCAAAAGAGCGCCUCAAAGAUGCAACAACAAAAUUAACUCAAGCAAAAGAAGAAACAGACCAGAUAAGGAAAAACUGUCAAGAAAUGAUAAAAACCUAUCAGGAGUCAGAAGAAAUUAAAUCAAACGAAUUGGAUGCAAAGCUCAGAGUAACUAAAGGAGAACUAGAAAAACAAAUGCAGGAGAAGUCUGAUCAUCUGGAGGUGCAUCAUGCAAAAAUAAAAGAACUGGAAGACUUGAAGAGAACGUUUAAAGAAGGCAUGGAUGAACUUCGAACACUGAGGACAAAGGUGAAGUGUCUAGAGGAUGAGCGCUUAAGAACAGAAGAUGAGUUAUCCAAGUAUAAAGAAAUCAUUAAUAGACAGAAGACUGAAAUUCAGAGUUUGCUGGACAGAGUCAAAGCUGUAGAUCGUCUGCAGGAUCAACAUCAGAGAGAUGAACAAGAUAUCAGUGCUUUAAAGGAAGAAGUAGAUGGUCUCAAUUCUCUUACUGCUGAUCUCCAGAAGGACAUUGAAGGUAGUCGGAAAAGAGAAUCUGAGCUAUUGAUAUUCACUGAAAAAUUAACCAGUAAGAAUGCACAGCUUCAGUCUGAAAACAAUUCCUUACAGAGCCAGUUGGAUAAGCUUUCUUACAGCGAAAGAGAGCUGCAGAAUCAGAUGGAAUGUGUUCGACAGGCUAAAGAUGAUCUGGCCACCAAGCUGCAGAAGGAGGAGGAUCAGCGAAAGCUAGAGGUUGAGACGCUACAGGCUCAGCUGGCUUCAGAGCAGAAAGAACUAACAGCGCUGAAGACCCACGUGGAUGAACUGAAAGAUGAACUGACCACCCAGAAGCGCAAGCAUGCAGCCAACCUGAAAGAUCUCACGAAACAGCUUCAGCUAGCACGGAGGAAAUUGGAUCAGAUGGAAAACGGUAAUUAUGACAAAGAAGUCAGCAGCAUGGGGAGUCGUUCCAGUUCAUCAGGGUCCCUGAACGCGCGCAGCAGCAAUGAGGAUCGGUCACCUGAGAACACUGGAUCUUCAGUGGCUGUGGACAGCUUCCCGGAGGUGGACAAGUCUAUCUUGGUUGAAAGAAUACUGAGGCUACAGAAAGCACAUGCUCGAAAAAAUGAAAAGAUGGAGUUUAUGGAGGAUCACAUUAAACACCUUGUGGAGGAAAUCAGGAAAAAAACUAAAAUUAUUCAGAGUUACAUUUUGCGGGAAGAAGCUGGCACGCUGUCCUCAGAGGCCUCUGACUUCAACAAAGUACACUUGAGUAGACGAGGUGGGAUUAUGGCAUCUCUGUAUACAUCUCAUCCCGCAGAUAGCGGUCUCACGUUAGAACUCUCCUUAGAGAUUAACAGAAAGCUGCAGGCUGUGUUAGAAGAUACAUUACUGAAAAAUAUUACGCUGAAAGAAAACCUUCAAACUCUAGGAACAGAAAUAGAACGACUUAUUAAACACAAGCACGAACUGGAACAGAGAAUAAAGCAGACAUAACUAAAGCUUCUGUGGAAUAACUGAUACGAAGAUGCAGAAAAGGCAGGUGCUACAGACCACUGUUUUUCUACGUUUUUCCUGAAAUUUGAUUGCCUGCCAGCACAAGCAUCCAGUAUUUUGUAUACACGGCCUUUAGUCAUACAGGCUGUUCUUACUCGUGAGAGAUAUACAGGGUACGGCAUCAGUGUGGUUCUGUCUACCCAAUACCAGCCUGAGGUGUUGCUGAACUUUCCUACACACUACAUUUAUCUAAAACUUUUAUUUGAAAUGACAUACAGAUGCUUUGCAGUGCAUACUAUGUUUUCAGUGAGUUGCAGUGAGAUUUUCAUUUCUACACUGUAUAAUUAAUCAGUCUUUUAAUGAUGGAGCUUGAAAAAAUAAACCAAUCAUGUUUUAAUUGCUGUUGAACAUAUCCAGUGCUACUGAGCUUUAAGGGCUUUCAGAUAUUAUUUCCUUUCUUGCAUAUUACUUCUAAUGAUUAGGUUGAUGGGGCAUUUUUGACAAAUGCAUGGAAAAAUGCUUUGUCACAACAUUUUUUAAGUGACGACUAUGACAUUGCUUAUUUUCUGCUUUGGAUUAGCAUUCAUUGGGUCAGUUUCUUUAUUCAAAAGAAAUGAAAUGAAACAACAGUAAAACUAAGGGAUUAAGGAACUUUCUGAAUCAAUUAUUGAGUAUGUGCAACAGAAACAAACAUCAAUUCAGCAAAUUCUGUAAACCCCUGAUCUUUAGGUGUAUGGGUCUAAAGAAGUCUGAUCUCCGAUAACUGGUUAAUAAAACUUUGUCCUUUUUUAUAACUAACAACAUUUUAAAAAAUAGGAGUUAAACUGCCCACUGUUACAUAUGUACAGAUAGACAUUGUGCUUGCAUCUGUUUUCAGAUGAAGGAAAAAUUUUCAAAGACAAAUAGAAGCUUACUAAGUUCUCUCAUCAGCUAUGAAUAGACCAGCCCAUGAAAGUGGUGCUAAGAAAUGGAAAAUAUGUCUAAAUGGGAUUUCAUUCUGUUGGUUGGACUGUAAAAGUGGCAUAGAAAUGUGUGUGACUCCUUAAUUUUACUGUUGUGAAGAAUUAAGGCGGUUAAAAUGGCGUGAACUGAGAAUUGUUGUUUAAUCCCUCAGUGUCUGAGAGGGUGAUAGCAGAAGAGGACCAAGGUGACAAGUUUUUAGUUUCACAACAUCACGUUCGCGUUUUAAUUCCAAGAUACGUAAUUCACAGGAUCUGAAAUGUCUAUUCCAGCAGUAAAUGCAUUAUCAGUGUGUUUAUUGCCUUCUGACCAAAAUGUAUUGACCAGUUCACCCUGUAAAUACAUACGUUGGGUUUUUCUUAAAUACUUGAACUUCGUAUUAUCAUGAAAAAAAAAGAUUCAGUGUACAUCUGUAUGCUGGAGCACACAAGGAGGAGAGUUUAUGAAAGCAUCCAGGUGACUUAGGGGUGUGUACUCCAUUUUCAUGUGCCACUGAGUCACUUGAGCAUUGUAAUGAACCAAACUGAGCAAAAUAGUUGGGGAUGAGACAGUGGGAUAGGCACUUCUGAAAGCACUUGCAGGAUCUAGACCUGGUUUGUGGUCCAGGGAGCUUCAGGGGCUCUUUGGGUAGCCGGUCCCUUCAGUGUCAGUGGAGUAAGUGUUUGGACAGGGAGGGUGGAAACGAGUUAUGUAGACCCUGAUGAGAGUCGUAGAAGCUGUGAGCCUUUAAUCUGGGUGGGUUUUAUACACAUAUGUAUAUUUUUUUUAAACUCCUGAGAACAAUGUUUAUUGAAAACAUUAGGGAAUUUUGACCAGCGCAGUCGUGGGGCUACCUCUGCUUUAUUGUUGCUUAAGUGAUGUGGAGAGGGAAAUUCCUGGCUCUGCUGAAACAGAUUUGUCCCCGACUUCUGGGAAGCUGAGAUUUAACCCCGAGCGAACAGGCAGUUGGUCGUGACUGAGCUAGACCUUCUGCUGAAGGAAAGUAUUUAGAAAGACCAAUUUGCAUGUCGAGACAUAGCUUAGUUUUUGUAUGUUUGCGUUUUCAUGCUUUAAUGUACCAGAUCUCUGGAUAUUUUCAGGUGUUCAGCUGAAUGACUCCAGUAUUUUAGAUACGAUGUUAAUAUUGCAAUCAUUUAAUAUAUGUUCUUCAGGUGUACAAUGUGAAUGAAGGAGAGGUGUGGUGCAGAUGGAAUAAGUGCAAUGACAUUGUGGAAAUUCUUACUUCUUUUUGGCAUGGUUGUUUCUCCAUUUAAGUUAUUUGAGGAACCUAGUUAGUUGCCCUCCUGCCCUGCUGGAAAUGCUGCUUUCCUCUCUGUAGCACUAAAAACUUCCCAGACUUUUUCCCCCCUGCUUACGGAGACACACAGAGCUGCAGAAAUUUCACUUUGCUUAUCGUGCAUGGUAUUUACGUAGACUAAAGGCAUCAUCAGGAGGCUUUAUUUUAAGCAUACCUGUUAGAGAUAGAAGCUCCGCUGUAGCUGGCACAUUAACAAGUGACUCUAUACAGUUAGCCCAGAGUGUGGGGAACACGUGACAGGGCCAGCCAGCAACUCUGCGUAAAGGUGUUGCUCAGUCCUGAGAGCUAAUGGUGUACCAGCCACGGCAGUGUUGGCAGGCCACCUGCCUUUUGUUUUGGUGGGGUAGAUUGCCAGCAGUGUGAUCUUGUUGGUGCACACAACAAGAACCCUUGUGAAAAGGUGUUUCUGUGGGAUGACUCGUGCCGUUGAACACCAGUGGGUGCAAGGCUCGGUUUAUUACAUUUCACUUAUCCUUGUUCUGGAGACUUUGUGUGUUACCAGCAAGAGAUUGAAAACUGUCCUUAGAUAAAAUAAAUUUUGCUGAUGAAAUGAUAAACUGAUUUUGAAGACAGCCUGGAGCAGUGAGCUUACAUACCUGUCACUGAAUUUCAGUGUCCAUUAGAUGUGUGGCUAGCUGUAUCCCACAGGCUAAAACAUCUGAUUCCUAAACACUCAGGGUGCUCUUUUAAUCCAAACAUCUCACAUCCAGAUGUUCUCAGAGGCCCUGCAGGAAGGCUGCUGGUGCUUUUCCACCCUCUGUAAGAUCCUGUGCUGUCACUGUCUAAAGCUAGAUCCUCUGAACUGAAGAAUUCUUUUUUUUCCUGUAGAAAUCACUGGCUUUCUGCUUCGUACGCUUGUGCAAUAUGUUUAAUUUCAGUCUCCAGAAUGCAUUGGAGGUCAGUUUGUUCUCAGAUACGCUCUCAUCUUCUUAACUUGUUGCUGGCAACACCUACAGUAUCUCCAGCUGCUAAAACUGAAGUUACUCUUUUGAAAUAGUUUUCAUUACAAUAGUUUAGUUAUGAACUAAACGAAACAAUAACAGAUCAGAUCUCUGGCUUCCACUGAACUGAGCGUAAAGCUGUUUGCCUGCGUGCUGCAGGGACCCUGCAGGAAUCUAGGAAGGGGUUCAGAGCUCAGGGCCCGACAGCCCUCAAGGAAUGGGCUUUGACCCUUCUAGCUGCCAGUGUGAUGGGAAAUACCAACGGUAGGUGGCACUAGAAAUCAGAUUUAUCCUGUCUCCCCAGCCGCCUGAGACCUUUCAGAAGGCAGACAGCUGAGCUGCAGAGGGAGUUGGGUGGCAUUUACAGCUUUUCCAAGACGGAUGGCAUUUCCUUCCUGUUUUCAUGUUCAAACUGAAACUAUGUUAAAUCUUCCAAUAUAUGUACGUACGUUGUCUGAAUAUACAGAGUGUCUAUUGAUUUAAUUUUGUAGAUACUUGUUUCUGUAUAAAGUUUUUGAAGAUAUCGCUAUACAUUAUGUAUAUAUUGUACUUUGAAAUAAUAAACCGACAAAUGAGUGAAA